This is a messenger RNA of Glarea lozoyensis ATCC 20868, 1068 nucleotides long. RefSeq lists its product as uncharacterized. Lineage: Eukaryota; Fungi; Ascomycota; Leotiomycetes; Helotiales; Helotiaceae. The coding region runs from base 1 to 1068 and encodes 355 amino acids. The record is from RefSeq and is a predicted model, not a curated record. The transcript is spliced from 3 exons. Gene Ontology annotation, biological process: regulation of DNA-templated transcription; nucleotide-excision repair. Gene Ontology annotation, cellular component: transcription factor TFIIH core complex; transcription factor TFIIH holo complex.
AUGGACCGCGUAGAUGGAACGGAUCAUUACGAAGGCGAUGUACAAGGCCCUGGUCCAUCCCUCCUCGUCAUUGUACUCGAUACCAAUCCUCACGCAUGGACACUAUUACAUCCGACUCUCCCCCUCUCGAAAGCGAUCGCCAACAUUCUUGUAUUUAUAAACGCACAUCUUGCCUCUCAUAAUGCCAAUCAGGUAGCUGUAGUCGCGAGCCAUUGCCAUCGUGCGGUAUGGCUCUAUCCUCGCCCCCAAGCUGCCAACUCGGUAGACGUCGAGAUGAAAGACGCCUCUCACCCAAGUCUUAAUGACGCCAACAAAUACCGCCCAUUUGCUCUUAUAGAAGAUAGUCUUCUCACUUCCCUCCGCGAGUUGGUAGCGACCACAACAGAGCCAGACAUAUCUACUACGAAUACCUCUCAGAUGGCUGGUGCUCUUACCUUAGCUUUGGCAUAUAUAAACAAAGUCAACGUAGCUUACUUGGAUGAAAACACCAGCCCCUCCAAGGAAUCCACUACCUCGGUCGACACCACAACGAACGUGACCGGGUUACAGAGUCGUAUUUUGGUGAUUUCGGUGUCUGGGGAUUUGGCGCAUCAAUAUAUCCCAAUAAUGAACACAACAUUCGCAGCCCAGCGGUUGCGGAUACCAAUAGAUAUAUUGAAACUAGCUGGAGAUACAGUAUUCUUACAACAGGCAUCUGAUACUACCAAAGGGAUUUACAUGCAGUUAAGUAACCCACAGGGGCUGCUACAGUAUCUCAUGAUGGCAUUUCUGCCGGACAACACAUCUCGGAAAAGUCUAGUAGCGCCCACGCAAGAGGUGGUAGAUUUUAGAGCAGCAUGUUUCUGCCAUAGAAGGGUGGUGGAUGUCGGCUUUGUGUGCAGUAUAUGCCUGAGCAUUUUCUGCACGCCUCCAGAAGGUGCUGUGUGUAUGACAUGCUCGACACACCUGACACUCGGUGACUAUGGUGCGAAACCAGCAGUUGUUCCUCGGAGGAAGAAGAAGAAGCGGAAGCUUAAUGGAGGAGUUGAUACCCCAAGCCCCCAAGGAACUCCUGUUCCUGGAAAAUGA